UAGAAGUGCGAAUAUUAUAUAUCUCUGGCGAUGAGGUUGGUCCUGGUGGUGAAGCUACUAGUAGCUAUGGCGGUGCCCUUUGGAGCCUUCUGAGUCAACUCUGUUCAAGAACCGAAGCCAACGCGUUCUCCGGUGAUCCCUAACUGUUCGCCGCGCGGCAGCGGCGUCGAUACUAGUUUUUUUUCGCAGUUGAAGUCCAGGGAGUUCGGUAACGGAGUUGCGAUCAUGAACGGAUUCAACAGUGUUGAGGCGGAGUACAUACGGAUGCACCACAGGCACCAUCCGGCGGAGAAUCAAUGCAGCUCGGCUCUCGUGAAGCACAUCAAAGCCCCUGUUCAUCUCGUAUGGUCCUUGGUGAGGAGAUUUGAUCAACCACAAAAGUACAAGCCAUUUGUCAGCAGGUGUGUUGUGCGGGGAAACCUUCAAAUUGGAAGUCUUAGAGAAGUUGAUGUUAAGUCAGGGCUUCCUGCCACUACUAGCACAGAGAGACUGGAACAUCUUGAUGAUGAGGAGCAUGUCCUUAGUGUCAGGAUUGUUGGGGGUGAUCACAGACUCAGGAACUACUCUUCCACCAUUUCUGUCCAUCCAGAAGUCAUUGAUGGAAGACCAGGGACUCUGGUAAUAGAGUCCUUUGUAGUCGAUGUGCCUGAUGGGAACACCAAGGAUGAGACCUGUUACUUUGUAGAAGCCUUAAUCAAAUGCAAUCUCAAAUCACUUGCUGACGUGUCAGUGCGGCUGGCUGUACAAGGCAGGACUGAACCCAUAGAUCGGAUGUAGAUGGGGCGGGGACAUGUGGAGGAGGCUAUUGUUACCAUGGAUGAAGUUUCUCCUUGGCUUUUGAUUCCUAGAGGCUAAGGUGGCAGACAGGUAGUGGCUUCUAUUUGUAUUUGAGAUACUUUUGGAUUCCUUCCUCUUUUCUUCCCCAUGUUUAAAGUUAUGCUUCCAGUAAGUAGCUUAAGGACCACAGCUUCAUAGAAAGUUUCUCGACCCUGCUACUACGGAUGAAAGGCGAAACCAAAGAUUAGACUAUCUUUCCAUCUUAUCUUUUUACUGGAUUUUGGUCAUCCAUGGAGGUAUGCCACACUUUAUUAGUGUACAUAUGUGUUGUAGAAAGAGUUGGUGUUCGUUGACUUUUUUUUCUUCCAUGUAGCUUCUGUCAAGAGUUCGAUUACCUGUAGGCUAGUUUGCAUGUCAUUAUAGAGCCAAGAAGCUUGUUUUUCGUAUACAAUGGUUGUGUGAUAAUUCUCUCUCCCAUAUUAUCUACAAGUCAUAUUUGUGUUAAAGAAUAGCUUUAAUUAUUGUGAGUUGAAAGAUUCAUCAAGGUUUUUACCAAUUUGGUUGCCAUUUGCUA
Messenger RNA from Diospyros lotus (date-plum), 1351 nucleotides. RefSeq names its product abscisic acid receptor PYL3. Gene Ontology annotation, biological process: abscisic acid-activated signaling pathway. NCBI's taxonomy places the organism in Eukaryota, Viridiplantae, Streptophyta, Magnoliopsida, Ericales, Ebenaceae. Gene Ontology annotation, cellular component: nucleus; cytoplasm. The coding region runs from base 226 to 777 and encodes 183 amino acids. Gene Ontology annotation, molecular function: abscisic acid binding; protein phosphatase inhibitor activity; signaling receptor activity. The transcript has 3 exons. The record is from RefSeq and is a predicted model, not a curated record.